Molecule: messenger RNA, 1200 nt
Organism: Exophiala xenobiotica
Lineage: Eukaryota; Fungi; Ascomycota; Eurotiomycetes; Chaetothyriales; Herpotrichiellaceae
Exons: 1
Coding region: 1-1200 (399 amino acids)
Molecular function (GO): protein binding
Source: RefSeq, a predicted model, not a curated record
AUGGAGCAGAAUACACUGAAACGAAGAGGAGUCGGCUUGACAGGCGUCGACAAACAACACUCCUUCGGAGGUUACACUCUCUUCUGUCCGCUCACCAGCGACACUGCACACUUAGUUGACAUCGACGGCAAGGAAGUUCAUUCUUGGAAACUUCCAGGAAGAAUUGGUCGACAUGCCAGGAUCCUGCCUAACGGCAAUCUUGCAGUUAACACACUUCGCCCGUCGCCACAACGCACGACACAAGAUGGAGGCCCAUACCCUUUUCCAUUCUUCAAUAAAUAUGGCGGCGGCAUCAUGAGCGAAUUGGACCCUGAUGGAAAGGUGGUUCGUCAAUUUACUGACCCCUUCGGUCACCACGACCAAUACCAUUAUGGCGAUGGUCGCAUGUUGUACACCAGUCUCGAGGCAUUGUCACCUGAGGACUCCGCCAAAGUGAUCGGAGGCGUCCCCGGAUCUGAAAUUGAUGGCAUAACGUAUGCCGAUACGAUCAACGAGGUCGAUGCGAACGGCAAACUCGUCUGGCAGUGGAAAGUGUCGGAGAGACUGCCAAGGGAGGAAUACCCGUUGCAGCCACAUUACACCCGAGAACAUUAUCCUCUGAUCAACGCAGUCCUACCGAUGCGGGAUGGGAAACAUAUUCUGGCGUCCAUGCGGUCGGUGUCAGCAGUAGUCAUCAUCGAGAGAUCCACGGGUGAUAUUGUGUGGAAACUUGGGUCAGAUGUGCUCGCCCAACAGCACAAUGCUACCGAGCUGGAGAACGGCAAUAUCUUGAUCUUCGACAAUGGUGCCUUCCGAACUGGUCAGUCCAUUCAAUAUACGCGUGCAAUUGAGGUGGACCGUAAGACCAACGAGAUCGUCUGGGAAUACCAUGAUCGCUCACAGAUGGUAUACUUCUUCACGCCAUUCAUGGGCAGUGCACAAAGGUUGGCCAAUGGCAAUACCCUGUUAUGUGAGAGCGCUUUUGGCCGUGUUUUCGAGGUCACCACGGACGGUUACGUCUGCUGGGAGUACGUCAACCCGCAUUUCGCGCCAUAUCCUGAUGCGGCAACGGCCAAGCUAUUUCCAGGAGAUUCAAACGCCUUGUUCAGGGCAUACCGGUAUUCAUUGGAAGAGAUUCCUUGGUUGCAGCGUAAAUUGGACGGUGUCGAGAAUGGUCAAGCACGGGCUGGUGGCAUAAGUGGUAUCUGCAGACAACAAUGA